AUGUCCCUGACUGAUUCAUGCUGUACUUGUGCCACUUUCCUCUCGGACGCAAAGGUGCCCUACGACCCUCGGUCAGAGAAGUCACCGCUGCAUCACCGACAACUUGAUUGCUGCUCGCGGUUCAUAUGCGCGACAUGUCAGUAUAAGAACCCCCGAUUUCAGGCCUACUGCCCAUUCUGCCAGAUAUCGUCCGGCCCAUCUGCAUUGCCUAGGGAAGGGCUUCGACUCCCGCCCUCAUACACCAAAACCGCAGCCUCAGGAGGCUCGAGAAGGGCGGAAUCGCCACCGCCUUCAUAUAACGAUUCGAUAGCCCCCAGGCGGCUCCUAGAGCAGAGCACUGGGCCGCCAGCAGAUACCGACGAUACAGUCCAUUUCGUGGGAUCUGAAGACUCGUUACAGUCAUUGUCGCUUGCCUACAGGGUGCCCAUUGCUGUCCUACGACACCACAAUAACCUCUAUUCAGACCAGCUCCUGGCCGCCCGCAAGUGGAUCCUCGUUCCCAAGUCUCAUUACACCGGUCCUCCUUUAUCGACACCACCAGAUGCAGAAGAGGAAGAGCGUAAGACAAAGGUGCGGAGGUGGAUGAUCGCUACAAAAUGUGCGGACUACAACGUCGCCCAGCUAUACCUCAAGGGCAGUGAUUUUAACCUGGAACUUGCUGUGGAGGCGUUCAAAUCAGACGAGGAAUGGGAGAAGAAUAAUCCACUGAAAGGGAAGGGUAAAGACAACAGUGGGAGGCAUAGACGCCCCUAUGGAAUGGGCGGAAGCAUUUCUGGACAGUUGUCGUGA
This is a messenger RNA of Fonsecaea erecta, 789 nucleotides long. RefSeq lists its product as hypothetical. The record is from RefSeq and is a predicted model, not a curated record. Lineage: Eukaryota; Fungi; Ascomycota; Eurotiomycetes; Chaetothyriales; Herpotrichiellaceae. The transcript has a single exon. Bases 1 to 789 code for a protein of 262 amino acids.